GUGAAAACAGACGCUAUGUCCUGCGCAGGCCGCCGUAUUUACUCCCUGACGGCCGAAUAUUAGUGUUGUGCCGCUGCCGCUAUAUGGUGUGUUUAAUUUUGAUGAAGAAUUAAUGGAAUAAACCUCGAAAGCAAGCUCAGAGAGCGCAGGUAUGAGUGAUAUCCGUCACGCCCUGCUGCGGCGAGACCCGCUGAGCGCCGCUAAAGAGGUGCUGUACCACCUGGACAUCGCGUUAGGGAGCACUCUGCAGACCGGGCCGGGCCUGGACAAGAACACGGUGGACCUGGUGGAGGAGUUCAUAUUCCACGUCCCGAAAGACCGGAACACACAGCGCAAGAGGAUGAGCUGUGUUCAGGAGCUGCAGCUGUUGGAGAUCAUGUGCAGUUAUUUCCAGGAGCAGAGUAAGGACGCGGUGAGACAGGUGAUCUUCUCGGCGCUCUUCAGUCUGCAGGGGAACAAAGCCGAUGAGAACCGCAUGGCCACGCUGGGCAAACUGGUGUCCAUGGCCGUCGCUGUGUGCCGCGUGCCCAUCCUGGAGUGUGCUGCCACCUGGCUGCAGCGGACUCACUCUGCGUGGUGUGUGCGGUUGGCGUUGGUGUUGGUGGAUGAUUACUGCACGUUGGUGCCAGGCUCCAUCGCCACGCUGCAGAACGUCAGCUCGGCCAGUCCACGCUUCUGCUGCCAACUCAUCACCGCCGUCACCGCCCUGUACGACUUCUCCUCAGACGAGUUAACCCCGCCCCCCUCACUGUUGGACAUGGUGGUUGGUUGGAUCACAGAAGACCCCAGACUGCUCCUGUUGACCUUCAUCAACACUCCCCUGAGCUCCAGUUUGCCGUUGGGGUGUUUGGAGGCCACGCCCCUCGCAGGUCUGCUCCGGUGGUGCGUGAAAGCGCCGCUCGCCUCUCAGCGAGCCCGAAAGUCGGCGGUUACCGGUGUGCAGCCAGAGCAGGAGAACGGGGCGGUGUGUGAGGAGCUGUACUCCAAACUGCACCUGAGUGUUCUUCAGGUGUUCCUCAUGUUACAGGUCCACCUGACGGAGCAGAACCUGCUCGGGCGUCUCGCCGUGCUGCAGGUGGAGUCCGUGGCCGCUCUGGUAGAGGAAGUGAGCGCUUUGGUGGAGGAACUCAACCCGCUCCACGCCGCCAAUCAAAUCCAGCUGGCUCUGGAUAGGCUGGCCCAGGCCCUGCAGGUUGCCAUGGCGACAGGAGCGCUGCUGUGUUCCAGAGAGGACCUGAGAACGCUGUGCUCCAGACUUCCUCAUAACAAUAUGUUACAGCUGGUCAUGUCCGGUCCGGUGGUUCCGCACGGAGCGGCGUUCCAGCCCAGCGUGUAUCCCUACAUCCACCCCGCCCGGCCCAGUCCGCUCUCGCCCCACCCCUCCCACCCCGCCCUCUCUCCUUUGCCCGCCCACCCUGCCCUCACCACACACCACCAGUUAACCCCACACCCAGCACACUCGCCCCUCCCUCCUCCGCACGCCUUCCACCCCGCCUCCAUGGCCUUCCAGUACCGCCCCAUCCGCUGAGCUCGGCGCUCCGACUCCUCCCCCUCCCGAAUAACGCCGGUCGGAUUGUAUACGCCAGCACGAGAUCGGAUUCCGUUAUGAGAUCAGAUCCAGCGUGCAAUCCGGAUAAAAACCUCUUAAUGUCGGCUGAAUAUUUUUUUUUUCUUGUAGGUGAACAGAAUUUUUUUUUUUAAAAAAGAAAAGAAAUUGUCCUCAAUCUGUUCAUUCAUGUAAAUAUUUUCUCAGAUGUGUUUAAGUCUUAAGGGUUGUUCCAUCAGACUUUUGUUCCUUCAUGUUUUCUUACGUGUCCAAGCUCACUGAAGUGUCAGAAUAUGAAUUUUGUAUAAGAAUUAUAUUUAAUAAUAAAAACAGUUUCCUGA
Ictalurus punctatus (channel catfish) is the source of this 1887-nucleotide messenger RNA. RefSeq names its product integrator complex subunit 15 (gene ints15). The record is from RefSeq and is a predicted model, not a curated record. The transcript has 8 exons. Bases 152 to 1528 code for a protein of 458 amino acids. NCBI's taxonomy places the organism in Eukaryota, Metazoa, Chordata, Actinopteri, Siluriformes, Ictaluridae.